Molecule: messenger RNA, 741 nt
Organism: Morchella sextelata
Lineage: Eukaryota; Fungi; Ascomycota; Pezizomycetes; Pezizales; Morchellaceae
Exons: 1
Coding region: 1-741 (246 amino acids)
Biological process (GO): Golgi organization; protein secretion
Cellular component (GO): Golgi apparatus
Source: RefSeq, a predicted model, not a curated record
AUGGUUACUUCCUUCCUUACUUCUACCGCAACUGAUUCCUCCACUUCCGAAUGGCUGCACUCCCUGCAUGCCACGGGGGACCUACACGGCGUCGGUGGAUUCUCUCUUCUUUGCGGGAUCCUCCAUCCUAAGGAUAUUACACUCGGAAGUCUCCAACCACUUGCUGUAAUUUCUAACCGUACGCCGGCCGGAGACGACGGGGUUGAAAACGGUGCAACUUGGAUAGCCGGCGAGAAAGGAGAAACAUGGGGGCUUAGUAAUUCGUUAUUCGGGGAACCGUGGCCUAAGGUGAAGAGAGGGGAAGGUAUCUUAGCUGAGGUUGUAGAUACCGCAGUCAAAGAAGGAAAAAACGAAGACGAGUUGUUGGAGAGUCUAUUUGGCGUGCUGAGUUUUGAUACUUUGCCGAAACUGAGCAGGGAUAAUGCGUCUUACCACACCCAGAUGGAGUCUUUAAAGCAUAGUAUUUAUAUUCCGGCUUUUUCUGCAUCCCAUGAGAACGUGGAUGCACAUCCGGCGGAUAUGACUCCAAUCACAGACGGAGACCCAGCAAAGGCUAAUGUUCAAACUCAAUGGUGGCGCGACCGAAAAUAUGGAACUCAGACUCAGACAAUCAUACUUGUGGGUCGGGACGGGAGGGUGAAGUACGUAGAGAGGACAUUGUUUGACGAUCAAGUCAGACCGCUAAAGAAAGAGGAGAGAGAUGUUGUAACUGAGUUUAUGAUUGAGGGUUGGAAUGAGUAG